This is a messenger RNA of Linepithema humile (Argentine ant), 2910 nucleotides long. NCBI's taxonomy places the organism in Eukaryota, Metazoa, Arthropoda, Insecta, Hymenoptera, Formicidae. The record is from RefSeq and is a predicted model, not a curated record.
AGAGAGAGAUCCUCUUAUUAGUGUAUUAUAUUUAAAUUACUCGACGAACAAAAGUUUAUACACGUAAUAUCAUACAUGUACGUAUAAUACACGUAUGUACAUCUCGAAGUCUCUUGACAGUUUUAUUUCAAUCAUAUUACUCUUUUUAACUUUACGGAGAUGGAUUUGCAAGGCCCCACCAGAGAGCAUAGGUAGUACUGUAAAUGUGCAACGGCAAUCAAUGGAGAGGGGACGUUCGUUUCCUCCGGCCAACUUACGUGCAUUAUAUCAUGCGCGCACGUUCUCGCAUUCUACGCAGGUGUACGCGGCAUCCGCGAUACCACGACUUCGCAGGGAAAAAAGCCGGGCUUGUUCUACGAAACGUGUCUUUUGUGCUGCACCAUUUCAAAAAUAUAAUCCCGCCGUUUUUUUUUCUCUCUUUUUCGCACAACCACCCCCUCUCGGAAAUUUUUUCUCAUUCGCGUCCCGCAUAGUAGAAUUAUGUAAUUUUACACAACAGGUCUGUAUCUGGAUCGGUGUUGUAAAUAAAAUCAAUCUUCAAGUCUGCGUUCUCACACUUACAAUCGCUUGAAAAAAAUUAUCGGAAUAUAAGAAAAAAAUAUGUUCCACAUAUAAUUACGCGAUUAAAAGCUGUACGUAUUUUAAUCCCGAUAUAUAUCUGUCGAUGCAUCGAGAAGAGCAUCCGCGAAGGAAAGGCCAAAACAGACGUGCGGCAAAGCGUAUAAAAUAAGAAAAUGACUGCUACCGAGGAAACGGAGCCUUUGAUCUCCACGACACCGACCUCUUCUGCAAGUAAAACCCAAAGGCUCACUUAUCACACGAUUUCCUUCGAAGGAAGUACGUCCCACGGCGGAAGUCCGGAGACCUCGUUUAGCUUGAGACCGAUUUCGAGCGCGCAUGCGGGUGCAAAUUUCAAUGACAAAAUUUCCGACAAUAAAAUUACAUACACAUGGAGCGACGUAAACGUGUACUGCAGCGCGAGAACCGAUAGAAUUUGGGAUCGAUUGACGUUCCAAGCCAGAAGAUCCAUCGCGCAGAAGCACAUACUAAAAGAUGUGUGCGGAGUAGCGUAUCCCGGCGAGCUGUUGGUAAUCAUGGGUGCGUCAGGCGCGGGCAAGACGACCUUGUUGAACGCCCUGACGUUCCGUUCGGCACGUGGUGUAUCCGUGUCCGGUCUGAUGGCCGCCAACGGUCGACGGGUAUCGUCGGGCGUCCUCACGUCGCGGAUGGCUUACGUGCAGCAGGACGAUCUGUUCAUCGGCACGCUCACCGUGACGGAGCACCUGAUGUUUCAGGCGACAGUGCGAAUGGAUCGGCAAAUAUCUCGCAGCCAGAGGAUCAAGCGUGUCAACGAGGUCAUCGACGAGCAGCUCGCUCUGACAAAAUGUCGGAACACCAUGAUCGGAAUACCCGGCAGAGUGAAAGGUCUUUCGGGGGGCGAAAUGAAGAGGUUGUCUUUCGCCUCCGAAGUGCUGACCGAUCCACCGCUCAUGUUUUGCGACGAGCCGACAUCGGGCUUGGAUUCCUUCAUGGCCCAUCAAGCUGUUUCCAUUUUGAAAGCAUUGGCGGCACGCGGCAAAACGAUCGUCGCGACGUUACAUCAACCUUCGUCGGAGCUGUUCGCUAUGUUCGACAAAAUUCUUCUAAUGGCCGAGGGAAGAGUCGCUUUUAUGGGUACGACUGCGCAAGCCUGUUCUUUCUUUAAAACACUCGGCGCCGCCUGUCCCAGCAAUUACAAUCCUGCUGAUUAUUUUAUACAAGUGUUGGCCGUGAUGCCGGGGCGCGAGUUGGCCAGCAGAUACGCGAUCAAAACGGCGUGCGAUACCUUCCGGAGAAGCGAAUACGGCCUGAAAAUCGCCCUGGAAACCGAGAUCCACGGCGAAUUCGAGGAUGCCCUCAAACAGCUCAAGCACUCUAAGGAUUCCGAUCGAUCUCCUUACAAAGCGAGUUGGUGCGAGCAAUUCCGCGCCGUUCUGUGGCGAUCCUGGUUGUCGGUGAUAAAGGAACCUCUCAUCAUUAAAGUCCGCCUCUUGCAAACUAUCAUGGUCUCACUAUUGAUCGGCGUCAUUUAUUUCGGUCAACGGAUGGAUCAGGAUGGCGUGAUGAAUAUCAACGGCGCCCUUUUCAUCUUCCUCACCAACAUGACUUUCCAGAAUGUCUUCGCGGUCAUCAACGUGUUUUGCGCCGAACUGCCGAUAUUUCUUCGCGAGCAGAGAAAUGGCAUGUAUCGCACCGAUGUCUACUUCAUCUGCAAGACGCUAGCGGAAGCGCCGAUAUUCCUGGCGAUACCGUUCAUCUUCACCGCUAUUGUCUACCCAAUGAUUGGCUUGCAUCCCGACGUGAAGCAUUUUUUCAUCGCCACUGGCGUGGUGGCUCUCGUAGCAAAUGUAGCGACUUCAUUCGGUUAUCUGAUAUCGUGCAUCAGCAGCAGCGUGUCUAUGGCGCUUUCCGUCGGUCCGCCGGUCAUAAUACCGUUCUUGCUUUUCGGCGGUUUCUUCCUGAACACAGCAUCUGUGCCGUCCUACUUUGUGUGGUUCUCGUAUUUAUCCUGGUUUCGUUACGGCAACGAGGCACUUUUGAUCAACCAAUGGUCGGAGAUCGACUUCAUAGCGUGCACGAGAAGCAACGUGACGUGUCCGAAAUCGGGACACACGGUACUCCAAACUUAUAACUUCAAAGAAGCGAACUUCUGGAUGGACAUCCUCUGCUUGUUCGCGCUUAUCCUCAUAUUUCGUUUCCUGGCGUUGCUCGCGUUGCUGUCGAAAACUUGCCGUUUCAAACCCAAAUAGCGUCUUCGUCAUGUCUCGUGGAUAAAGACGCGGUUUGCGAAAAUGAUUGCAGGUCUGUUAUUAUUGUAUGUAACGUAAUUGUUAUAUAAAUGUAGUGUAUAAAUAAAUAAUUUGUAAAAUU